GCCCGCCCGGGACACGCACACACGCACGCACACACAGUCACCUCCAAAGGACCCUCCAGGAGUCUCUAGGACCCUCUUUAAGCCCCGGAGUCGCCCCUACCGCCCUCCCCUCCUCCCCAGAGCCCCAGGCGGGGACCCCAGCAUCGGACGUCCCCGCUCCUCUGGGCACCUGGCUCAGCGGGAGUCCCCCGGGUCGGGGCAGGGCCGGGCCGGCGGCGGCGAGCCGGAGCCCGCCCGGCGCCCGGGCCCUGCCGAGCCCUCGGAACCCACCCAUGGGGCUCCGGCUCCUCGUGCCCCCUCGCCCGGCCGCGCCCAGCCCGGCGCCCCGAGCCGCGCAGAGGAGGAGCCCGGCGCAGUGACCCGGGAGCCGCCGCAGACCCCGGAAAGCUCGGCGGCGGCUGCCGGAGAGGCAGGCGGUUCCUCGCACCUCCAGGCGCUUCCAGGCAGCCCUCCGAGCCGUGCCAGAGGCCCGGGCCGCCGUUCCCAGCCCCGAGCCAUGAUGAAGACCUUGUCCAGCGGGAACUGCGCGCUCAGCGUGCCUGCCAAGAACUCUUACCGCAUGGUGGUGCUGGGCGCCUCGAGGGUGGGCAAGAGCUCCAUCGUCUCCCGCUUCCUCAACGGCCGCUUCGAGGACCAGUACACACCCACCAUCGAGGACUUCCACCGCAAGGUCUACAACAUCCGUGGCGACAUGUACCAGCUGGACAUCCUGGACACGUCCGGCAACCACCCCUUCCCCGCCAUGCGCAGGCUCUCCAUCCUCACAGGCGACGUCUUCAUCCUGGUGUUCAGCCUGGAUAACCGGGAGUCCUUCGAUGAGGUCAAGCGCCUCCAGAAGCAGAUCCUGGAGGUCAAGUCCUGCCUGAAGAACAAGACCAAGGAGGCGGCCGAGCUGCCCAUGGUCAUCUGCGGCAACAAGAACGACCACGGCGAGCUGUGCCGCCAGGUGCCCGCCACGGAGGCCGAGCUGCUGGUGUCGGGCGACGAGAACUGCGCCUACUUCGAGGUUUCGGCCAAGAAGAACACCAACGUGGACGAGAUGUUCUAUGUGCUCUUCAGCAUGGCCAAGCUGCCGCACGAGAUGAGCCCCGCCCUGCACCGCAAGAUCUCCGUGCAGUACGGUGAGGCCUUCCACCCCCGGCCCUUCUGCAUGCGCCGCGUCAAGGAGAUGGACGCCUAUGGCAUGGUGUCGCCCUUCGCCCGCCGCCCCAGCGUCAACAGUGACCUCAAGUACAUCAAGGCCAAAGUCCUUCGGGAGGGCCAGGCCCGAGAGCGGGACAAAUGCACCAUCCAGUGAGCGGGAGGGAGGCCGGGCAGUGCCUUACGAGAGGUGGCCCCAGAUGCCCACUGCCCGCGUCCUCCCAACGAGACCCCACGGCAGUCGUGUUCAAAGACCUUUGGCGCCAGCCCAGAGGACCCCAGCCUCUAACCUCUGUACAUUCUCCUGCCUUCUCUCCACUUCCCUUGGAUCCCUCUUCUCCACGGCGGCCCCGCGGUUUCAUCUCCUCCAUGGGGAGAUGGGUCUCUGCGGGGCGGGAGACAAGGUCGGGAGACAUCUGGGCUUAGGCAGGGACCCCAGUCCGAGCCUUCCUGUCCUUGGGUUGUAAGAAAUGCCGAUGCCAGAGGGGCCGUGAUUCCUGCAUCCAACAGAACCUCCUGGAACAGUCACAGAAUAAAAACAAUGCCCAGAGCCAGAUGGGGGAGGUUGCUGCUGUCCUGGUGUAAGACCCAGCUUAGUUUAGGUGGCAGCUGGGAGACACCCCCCAUCCUGAAAAUCUUGCCCUCUGACUCAGCUGUUUCUA
This is a messenger RNA of Ceratotherium simum simum (southern white rhinoceros), 1802 nucleotides long. RefSeq names its product RASD family member 2 (gene RASD2). The record is from RefSeq and is a predicted model, not a curated record. Gene Ontology annotation, molecular function: GTP binding; GTPase activity; G-protein beta-subunit binding. Gene Ontology annotation, biological process: signal transduction. Lineage: Eukaryota; Metazoa; Chordata; Mammalia; Perissodactyla; Rhinocerotidae.